Messenger RNA from Tachyglossus aculeatus (Australian echidna), 3874 nucleotides. It is a transcript of the gene UNC45B, whose product is annotated as unc-45 myosin chaperone B. NCBI's taxonomy places the organism in Eukaryota, Metazoa, Chordata, Mammalia, Monotremata, Tachyglossidae. The transcript is spliced from 20 exons. Gene Ontology annotation, molecular function: Hsp90 protein binding. Bases 371 to 3154 code for a protein of 927 amino acids. The record is from RefSeq and is a predicted model, not a curated record.
ACCCCAGCCCCCCACUCCCCACCCCCAAACCCUGACCUCUUUCCCCGCUCCGGGGAGCCUGGCGGGGCCAAAGGGGGUGGGAGAGGUGACCCCUCUGGCAUCUGGGACCCCACCACCACCGCCCCCCGGCCCAGUUGGCCUGUGGGAGCAGAUUGUAACGAAUUCGUCGCGCUCGGAGACAAGUGUUGUCGAUAACAGGCCCCAGAGACCCCCUCGCCUUCACCAAAUAUGGUGAGGGAGAGCGGGGCCUGGAGAUAAAGGGUCCGGAAAGCGGAGAGGAGACCCCCGUGUCCUCUGCAUCUUCAGAAGACCUCCAUCCUCCUGCCCUACUGACGACGACGACGACGACGUCCCUGCCGCCGCCACUGAGAUGGGGGAUCCGCUGCAGCUGAAGGAGGAGGGGAACCAACGCUUCCAGGCCAGAGACUACGAUGGCGCCGCGCAGAGCUACUCCAAGGCCUUGGCGUUGGGCCCGGACCGGCCGCUGCGGGCCGUCCUCUACCGCAACCGGGCGGCCUGCCACCUCAGACGGGAGAGCUACGCCCAGGCCGCCGCUGAUGCCUCCCAAGCGAUUGACGUGGACGCGUCGGACGUGAAGGCCCUGUUUCGACGCUGCCAGGCCCUGGAGAAGCUGGGCCGCCUGGACCAGGCCUUCAAAGACGUGCAGCGCUGCGCCACCCUGCAGCCGCGCAACGGAGACUUCCAGGAGACCCUCCGGCGCCUCAGCUCCGGCAUCCAGGAGAAGCUGCACGUCCAGUUCUCCACGGAUUCCCGGGUGCAGUCCAUGUUCGCCAUUCUGCUGGACGAGAACAGCGAGGCGGAGAAGCGUGAGAAGGCCGCCAACAACCUCAUCGUCCUGGGCCGGGAGGAGGCGGGGGCCGAGAGGAUCUUCCAGAACGACGGGCUGGGCCUGCUGCUCAAACUGGUGGAGACCAAGAGGCCGGAGCUGGUCCUGGCCGCCGUUCGGACGUCGGCGGGCAUGUGCGGCGGCCACCGAGCCCGGGCCACCGCCGUCCUCCACGGGAUGCGCCCGGACCGGCUGUGCGGCCUGCUGGCGGCGGACGACGGGGAGACCGCGCUGGCCGCCUGCGCCCUCCUCCAGGCCAUCACCGACUCCCUGACGGGCGAGGACAAGACGGAGCGGCGGGGCAAGGAGGCGGCCCUGGUUUUGGACUCCAAGAAGGACCUCCGGCAGAUCACGGACCACCUGCUGGACAUGCUGGUCAGCAAGAAGGUGUCGGGCCGCGGGAAGGACCAGGCCCUCAACCUCCUCACCAGGAACGUCCCGAGGAAGGAUCUGGCCGUCCAGGACAACUCCCGCACCAUCUACGUGGUGGACCACGGCCUGAGGAAGAUCCUGAAGGUGGUGGCGCAGGUGCCCGAGCUGCCGUCCUGCCUGCCGCUGACCGACGACACCCGCGCGCUGGCCUCCGUCCUCCUCAGCAGGCUGUACGACGACCUGCGCUGCGACCCCGAGAGAGACGCCUUCCGCAAGAUCUGCGAAGAGUUCAUCACGGGCAGGUUCGACCCCCAGGACCCGGAUAAGAGCGUGAGUGCCAUCCAGACGGUGUCGGGCAUCCUGCAGGGCCCCUUCGACCUGGGCAACAAGCUGCUGGGCCUAAAGGGGGUGAUGGAGCUGAUGGUGGCCCUGUGCGGGUCGGAGCGCGAGGUGGACCAGCUGGUGGCCGUGGAGGCCCUGAUCCACGCCUCCACCAAGCUCAGCCGCGCCACCUUCAUCAUCGCCAACGGCGUGGCCGCCCUCAAGGACAUCUACAAGACCACCAAGAACGAGAAGAUCAAGAUCCGCGCCCUGGUGGGUCUCUGCAAGCUGGGCUCGGCCGGGGGCACCGACUACGGCCUGCGCCAGUUCGCCGAGGGCUCCACGGAGAAGCUGGCCAAACAGUGCCGCAGGUGGCUGUGCAACCCCGCCAUCGACACCCGCACGCGCAAAUGGGCGGUGGAAGGCAUGGCCUACCUCAGCCUGGACGCCGAUGUGAAGGACGACUUCGUGCAGGACGGGCCGGCCCUGCAGGCCAUGUUCCAACUGGCCAAGGAGAGCGACAAGACCAUCCUCUACUCGGUGGCCAGCACGCUGGUGAACUGCACCAACAGCUACGACGUCCAGGAGAUUGUGCCCGAACUGGUGCAGCUGGCACAGUUCUCCAAGCAACACGUGCCCGAGGAGCACCCCAAGGACAAGAAGGAUUUCGUGGAGAUGCGGGUGAAGCGGCUUCUGAAGGCGGGCGUGAUCUCCACCCUGGCCUGCAUGGUGCGGGCGGACAGUGCCAUCCUCACCGACCAGACCAAGGAGCUGCUGGCCAGGGUGUUCCUGGCCCUGUGCGAUAACCCCAGAGACCGAGGCUCCAUCGUGGCCCAGGGCGGCGGCAAGGCCCUGGUCCCGCUGGCCCUGGAGGGCACCCACGUGGGUAAGAUCAAGGCCGCCCACGCCCUGGCCAAGAUCGCGGCCGUCUCCAACCCCGACAUCGCCUUCCCCGGAGAGAGGGUGUACGAAGUUGUCCGGCCCCUGGUGCGCCUUCUGGACACGGAGCGGGACGGGCUGCAGAACUACGAGGCCCUUCUAGGCCUCACCAACCUGGCCGGGCGGAGCGACAAGCUGAGGCAGAAGAUCAUCAAAGAGAAGGCCCUGCCCGACAUCGAGAACUACAUGUUUGAGAACCACGACCAGCUGCGCCAAGCUGCCACCGAGUGCAUGUGUAACCUGGUGGUCAACAAAGAGGUGCAGGGCCGCUUCCUGGCCGACGGCAACGACCGUCUGAAGCUGGUGGUGUUGCUGUGCGGGGAGGACGACCCCAAGGUCCAGACCGCGGCGGCCGGGGCCCUGGCCACACUGACCGCCGCCCACCAGGAGCUCUGCCACAAGAUGACCCAAGUGACGCCUCAGUGGCUGGAGAUCCUACAACGCCUCUGUCUUCACGACCACCCGCCCGUCCAGCACCGCGGCCUGGUCAUCGCCUACAACCUGCUGGCGGCCGACGCGGAGCUGGCCCGGAAGCUGGUGGACAGCGAGCUGCUGGAGAUCCUCACCGUCGUGGCCAAACAGGAGCCGGACCCCAAGAGGACGCCCGUCCUGCAGGCCGCACGCGACUGCCUGCUCAAGUGCAUGGACUACAAACUCAUCAGGCCCCUCUCCUGAGACCGGCCGGGCCCCAGGGGCGUCCAGACCGUCAUCAUCAUCAGUCGUAUUGAUUGAGCGCUUACUGUGGGCAGAGCACUGGACUAAGCGCUUGGGAAGUACAAGUUGGCAACAUAUACCGUCCCCUCGGCUAGGCCCCAUCCCACCAGGGCCGGUCAAGCCAACUCUUCCGAGGGGGUGAUUUUUGGUUUUUAGUCUUUUAACCGCGUUGGGAAAACAGGGUCGCUCAUUCACUUUCACUCAUUCACUCAUUCAAUUGUAUUUAUUGAGCGCUUACUGUGUGCAGAGCACUGUACUAAGCGCUUGGGAAGUACAAGUUGGCAACAUAUACCGUCCCCUCGGCUAGGCCCCAUCCCACCGGGGCCGGUCAAGCCAACCCUUCCGGGGGGCGAUUUUUGGUUUUUAGUCUUUUAACCGCGUUGGGGAAACGGGGUCGCUCAUUCACUUUCACUCAUUCAAUCAUUCAAUCAUAUUUAUUGAGCGCUUACUGUGGGCAGAGCACUGUACUAAGCGCUUGGGAAGUACAAGUUGGCAACAUAGACCGUCCCCUCAGCUAGGCCCCAUCCCACCAGGGCCGGUCAAGCCAACCCUUCCGGGGGGGCGAUUUUUGGUUUUUAGUCUUUUAACCGCGUUGGGGAAACGGGGUCGCUCAUUCACUUUCACUCAUUCAAUCAUUCAAUCGUAUUUAUUGAGCGCUUACUGUGUGUGCAGAGCACUGGA